GCCUUAAAGCCUUAGGAAGGAACAAGCUUUUGGAAUUCAUCUGUCUCUUGGCUCAGAGCUUUCACCACCACCUUUAAAGGGGGCAAAAAAGCAACACAACAUGCAGAAAAUAUGGCUUCUUGUGCUUGUAAUUUUCUACCGCGACAUUUGUUCAAACGGGUUUCCUGCAAGACCCAGUUCUGUCAACAUUGGGGCAAUUUUAUCUUUCAAUUCAACCGUUGGCAAAGUUGCAAAAGUUGCAAUUGAUGCGGCAAAGGAUGAUAUAAAUUCCAAUCAAUCAGUUCUUAAUGGAACUAAGCUCAAUAUUUCAUUCCAAGACACUGAAUUAUCCACUGGUUUUCUCGGCAUCAUUGAUUCAUUACUAUUGAUGGAGAAAGACACAGUGGCCAUAAUUGGCCCUCAGUACUCUGUGAUGGCUCAUGUGAUUUCACACAUAGCCAAUGAGCUGCAAGUACCCUUACUAUCAUUUGCAGCAACAGACCCUACCUUGAAUUCUCUUCAAUUCCCAUAUUUUAUUAGGACAAUAGAGAGUGAUCAAUUUCAGAUGGCUGCUGUGGCAGAUAUUGUUGACUACUAUCAGUGGAGAGAUGUGAUAGCAAUCUAUAUCGAUGAUGAUCAUGGAAGAAAUGGGAUAGCUGCAUUAGAGGAUAAGCUAGCUAAGAAACGCUGUAAGAUCUCAUAUAAAGCCCCUCUUAGGCCUAGUAACAUAAAUAACGAAGAGAUAAAUAGUGUAUUAACUAAGGUCAUUAUAAGGGAGUCCAGGGUUAUAGUCCUUCACAUAUACCCUAGUUUUGGCCUAGACGUACUUCAUGUGGCUAAGACACUAAGCAUGAUGGAAAGUGGGUAUGUCUGGUUGGCCACUGAUUGGCUUUCCACAAUACUAGAUACUUAUCCAUAUGAGUCAUCUUCAUGCAUGAAUGACCUCCAAGGUGUUAUUACCUUGAGAAUGUAUACACCUGAUUCUAAAAUGAAAAAAAAUUUCACUUCUAGGUGGAGUAAUUUAAUAAAGGAGAAAGCUCCUAAUCAAAGUCCUUUCAUGUGGAACACUUAUGGCCUAUAUGCCUACGAUACUGUUUGGGUCCUUGCAUCUGCACUUAAUUCAUUUUUCAAUAAUGGAGGAAAUUUAUCAUUUUCAAAUGAUUCAAGUUUGAAUAGACUAAAAGGGGAUAGGUUGGACCUAAAUUCAAUAGGGGUCUUUGCUAAUGGUAGUUUAUUGCUGAACGAAACUAUGAAGGUCAAUAGAACUGGUUUAACAGGUCAAAUGAUGUUUAGUCCAGAUGGUGAGCUUAUGAAUCCUGCAUUUGAGAUCAUUAAUGUGAUUGGUACUGGGGUUAGGAGGAUUGGCUUUUGGUCUAAUUCCUCUAGUUUACAUACUAGACAAGCAUCUAGUCAUUCAAACUCAAGCAAAGGGUUGUAUGGUGUGAUAUGGCCUGGCCAAACAACUGUAACACCUCGUGGUUGGGUUUUUGCCAAUGAUGGAAGGCGGUUAAGAAUUGGAGUGCCUCUCAGAAUUAGUUACAAUGAAUUUGUGUCAAGAAUUGAAGGAUCCAUAAUGUUUGGAGGUUAUUGUGUAGAUGUGUUCACAGCUGCAUUGGACUUAUUGCCUUAUCCAGUUCCAUACAAUUUUGUCCCAUUUGGAGAUGGUAAAACUAAUCCAUUAAAUACAGAACUGCUACACAAAAUCACAACCAGUGAGUUUGAUGCUGUGGUAGGUGACAUUACCAUUACCACAAACAGAACAAAGAUAGUGGAUUUCACACAACCAUAUAUUGAGUCUGGGCUUGUUGUCGUGGCUCCGAUCAAAAAGUCAUACUCCAAUGCUUGGGCUUUCCUUAGACCAUUUACUCCAAUGAUGUGGUUUGUGACUGGAAUGUCUUUCUUUGUUGUGGGAGCUGUUGUGUGGAUUUUAGAACGACGAGUAAAUGAUGAUUUUAGAGGUCCUGCUAGAAGACAAUUUGUGACUAUUAUAUGGUUUAGUUUUUCAACCCUAUUUUUUGCACAUAGAGAAAGAACUCUGAGUACCCUUGGUCGCUUAGUACUGAUAAUAUGGCUUUUCGUAGUCUUGAUACUAAACUCAAGCUACAUAGCAAGCCUGACCUCCAUUCUCACAGUGGAACAACUUUCUUCCCCUGUGAAAGGAAUUGAAAGCUUAGUAACUAGCAAAGAGCUCAUUGGCUAUCUGCGAGGUUCAUUUACAGAGAACUACCUUACUGAUGAGCUUAACAUAAUGAAAUCUAGGCUCGUGCCUCUCAAUUCUCCAUCAGAAUAUGAGAAAGCCUUAAAGGAUGGACCUACCAAUGGUGGUGUUGCAGCAAUCAUCGAUGAACGUGCUUACAUGGAGCUCUUUCUUGCAACCAGGUGUGAAUUUGGAAUCGUCGGCCAAGAGUUCACCAAAAUGGGUUGGGGUUUCGCUUUUCCAAGAGACUCUCCUUUAGCAAUAGACAUGUCAACAGCAAUCUUGAAGCUAUCAGAGAAUGGUGGUCUUCAAAGAAUACAUGACAAAUGGCUUUCAAGAAGUGCAUGUAGUUCUGAAGGUGCAAAGCAAGGCAUAGACAGAUUAGAGCUCAAGAGUUUCUGGGGUCUAUUCCUUCUCUGUGGCAUUGCUUGUUUCAUUGCUCUCCUUUGUUAUGUCAUUCGCAUGGCCUAUCGUUUCAGCCGCCACUCUGAUGGCAACCUCAUUGCUAGCUUGUCACACUCAGCUCGAAUCCGAUCAUUUAUUUCCUUUGUCAAUGAAAAGGAAGAUGAAGGAAAGAAUGGUGCCAAGCCAAAGAGGAGUGGAAAGGUGGCACAUGAAGAUGGGUCAAUGGAUGACUCCAACAUGUGCAGUGUUCAUUAUGAAAAUGAUUCUUCACAAUGCUAAAUGCUAACAAAAGAAUGUGAUCUUAGUGGUCUACUUAAAAUUAAGGGAAAAUUGCUCAAAGAUCCCAUUUACCAAUUUAACUGUGCACAAUGACAAAGUUGAAUUGAUGAAUGGAGGAUCUUUAAGCAAUUUUGUUAUGUCAUGUCACGUAUGUUUCAAAUAAGCAACUAGUGUAAAAUACUAGUAUACAUGAAUGUAUACAUAUACUUUUUUUUGGCUAGGAAUAGAAAUACUUAUCAUUAAAAGAACAGAACGAUCAGUAUAAGCAAGCAGCAAAAAGCAUGAGUGUUAAGAAACAAAAACAUCCUAGACUUUAAAAAGUCUCGAUCCAAGGGAAGAGCCAAUGGAGGUAGGGGUUGAGUAGCCCAAUCUAAAGAGCACACCUCCUUCCCUAUUGCAUGAGAGACCCACUCUGUAGUACAGUUCAAA
Molecule: messenger RNA, 3289 nt
Organism: Prosopis cineraria
Lineage: Eukaryota; Viridiplantae; Streptophyta; Magnoliopsida; Fabales; Fabaceae
Product: glutamate receptor 3.6-like
Exons: 7
Coding region: 101-2860 (919 amino acids)
Cellular component (GO): plasma membrane
Molecular function (GO): glutamate-gated receptor activity
Source: RefSeq, a predicted model, not a curated record